Messenger RNA from Candoia aspera, 2113 nucleotides. It is a transcript of the gene NRIP3, whose product is annotated as nuclear receptor interacting protein 3. Gene Ontology annotation, biological process: proteolysis. The transcript is spliced from 7 exons. The record is from RefSeq and is a predicted model, not a curated record. NCBI's taxonomy places the organism in Eukaryota, Metazoa, Chordata, Lepidosauria, Squamata, Candoiidae. The coding region runs from base 152 to 889 and encodes 245 amino acids. Gene Ontology annotation, molecular function: aspartic-type endopeptidase activity.
GCUCGCGCUCGUCACGCGGAGAGCUCCUGCUAUAAAGUGCUCCCAAUAAAAGCGCGCCCAGGCGUCCCCUCGGAAGAAGGAGCGGUGGCGGCCGCCGCUACAGCUUCUCGACGGGAGGCAAAGGCCCAGCCCGCGCGAGGGAAGCAGCAAGAUGUUUUACUCGGGGCUGCUGACCGAGAGGAAGGACAUGGACGUGAGGGAAGCCGCGGCCCUCCGACAGCAGAGGAGGAUGAAGCAGGCCGUUCAGUUUAACCACAAGGACUCCGCCGACCUGCUGCCCUUGGACGGACUGAAAAAGUUGGGAACUUCAAAAGACACUCAACCACACAACAUUCUGCAGAGACGCCUCAUGGAAACAAAUAUGUCAAGAUUGCGGCACAGCCGAGGGACGUGCUCUCAGAAGAACGAUCUCUCAGUUCAGACAAAUAAACUGAACCAAAUGAAACUGGAUAGUCCCUCCAAGACAGAGGAAGAGGACCUCAUUCUCAUACGCUGCCAGUGUGCUGGGAAGGAAUUUCAAGUUGUGGUUGAUACUGGAUGCCAACGCAAUAUAAUUUCAUCUGCGUGUUUGGAGAGAUUAGGGCUAAAAGAGCAUAUGAAAUCCUACAAAACGGAAGGUGAAAAGAUUUCAUUGCCACAUAAUAUGAAAGUGAUUGGUCAUCUGGAACAUCUGCCUCUUACAAUGGGGACUGUCCAUGUAGAUUGUUCUGCAGUUGUUGUGGCUGAAGGUAAUGAGAAAAGCUUCUCCCUCGGAUUACAAACACUGAAAUGUUUGAAGUGUGUGAUAAACUUGGAGAAACAAAAUCUGAUCCUGGGGAAGACAGAUAAGGAAGAAAUUCCUUUUGUCAGUAAUGCUUCUAUUCAUGAAGAGAACACUUCUGAUGCAUGAAGAGAAUAUAGUGCUGGCUUUGGAGAAAGAGAAGUACUGUGUGGUUGAAUCAGAAGAUCUCAAUACCAAUAACUUCAACCUGCUAGACUACAGCUAGACUGUAGCUAAAUGAAACAACAGCUAUUUUUCAGGAGUUUAGGACAGCUUCAGAUUUUCAUUUAUCAUGCUGAAAAUCUGGAUAAUGAUGUAUAAAUGGACAUCUGAGUCCAGUCUUAAAAAUGGUGUUCUGAAUAUGGCCGUCCAAGUAUGAAAACGUUUAUUUUUCCAGACUCUACUGAAACCUAAUUUUUGUUACAAAUGGAUUUGUGAAAUAAACUGCCUCCUGCAAAAUUGGGGAUGGGGUUGGAUUUUGUAAUUUUCUUUUGGAACCAGUUGUGUUUAGCUGCAAUGAAUGACUUCUGGUAAUCAACUUUAAAGAACAUACUUUUCAGUGAAUAAUAAUGAAUUAUUUGACAUUACUGGAUGAGAGAAAAAUGGCCUGUUUGCACUGAAGAGCUUUCAUCUGAACAAUACCACAGGUUGUGGAGGAUUUUUUUUUAUUCAGAGGAUUAGAGUUUGCAUAAUGGUUGAUUGUAGUAAUACAGCUUGAUCUAGAGUUCCCGUUGAGCAGCAUUCUAUUUAUGAAAUGGUUUUUUGGGGGGACAUGGAAGGAGGCACCAUUUUCACCAAUUCGUCCCCUCUCUUCCAAGUUCCAAAGAAUUGGUGGGCUUUCCAGAGUAGUAUGUGAUAGCAGGGGGGAGUUUGGGGUCUUCAGGGAAGAAUCUACAAAAAUCACCUUGCUAAUUUCUUCCAGUAGCAGCUUCACAGAUAUCUUCCCAUAAAUAGAAAGAACCCUUCUAUUCUCAGAAGGGUUACUUUGAAUCAAGUCCUAUGUAUUUUUCAAAUGUAUGUAUUUCUCAGAAUUUUCAGAACUUUCCUUCCAUAUGAAAUGUUGAUGUUAAUAGAGAGAGAUUGGAAGCCAGAUUUUAUUUUUUAAAUCAUAACACGGCCUUGAAGAGAAUUUCAGUAUCUGCUAGUUUCAGUGCUAAUAUUUACUGUACGAUUAUCAUAUGCUAAUUUUGCUACAUAACAAUACGUUGCUAAAUUUGAGAACUCAAGUAGUCCCUUUUUUGUUUGUCUACUAACAUUCCAGAUUUAAAUAUGGAUGCAUCAUUUUAAUGGCAAGGUACUUGAUCAUUUGUAUCCAUCACAGUGUUCCACUUAUUGCUAGUAAUUUUUUCCCAA